AUGGCCGACGUCCCUCAACUCGUCAAAAUUGGGAUUUCCUUGAAGAUGCUUCCCAACAAUACCGCAGUGUACUUCAAGUCCGACGGCGCCAGGUUUGGACAGACCCGGACCAUCAAGCUGCUGACGGGGUCCAAGUACAAAAUUGAGGUGGUCAUUAAACCAGGAGCGGUCGAGGCCACGUCAAUGAGUGUGGGUGGGGUGACCUUCCCCCUGGAGCAGCAGUCCAAAGACCCACAGUCAGUGGUCUAUACUGGGCAGUAUGACACAGAAGGGGUGGCACACACCAAGAGUGGAGAGAGGCAACCAGUUCAAAUCAACAUACAGUUCACAGAGGCGGGGAUGUUUGAAACGGUGUGGCAGGUGAAGUACUACAACUACAACAAGAGGGACCACUGCCAGUGGGGAAACAGCUUCAACAGCAUUGAAUACGAAUGCAAACCCAACGACACUCGUACACUCAUGUGGGUCAACAAGGAGAUGUUUGUUUGA
Micropterus dolomieu (smallmouth bass) is the source of this 489-nucleotide messenger RNA. It is a transcript of the gene cnrip1b, whose product is annotated as cannabinoid receptor interacting protein 1b. The record is from RefSeq and is a predicted model, not a curated record. Bases 1 to 489 code for a protein of 162 amino acids. Lineage: Eukaryota; Metazoa; Chordata; Actinopteri; Centrarchiformes; Centrarchidae. The transcript is spliced from 3 exons. Gene Ontology annotation, molecular function: type 1 cannabinoid receptor binding. Gene Ontology annotation, biological process: negative regulation of signaling receptor activity. Gene Ontology annotation, cellular component: plasma membrane.